AUGGCCAUGCUAGGAUCGUGGAAGGAAUCCGAAGAGCACACAAUCACAGUGUGUCAUGUCUAUGAAUCAACAAAAUGGACACGGCAGCUUCUUUUCGUCCAAACCGGACAGGACGAGCCAAUUACUUUAUGUCCAGCCCAUGUGGCUUACCCCCGUACCAGAGCGCCAGUGACAGCGAUGGCGGUCGCCGUGGUGGAGUCGGUGGCCGUGGCAGUGGCGAGCGAGAACCGCUACGAAGAUAUCAAGCUAAAGGAUGGUGACGACGACCUCACUAUUUCUGUCACUAUGUCCGAAGAGGGCCUGCAGGAUAAUGCCGAGCUUCCGAAGCGUGUCGAAGACGGUGCGAUUGAACGCGCUUAG
This is a messenger RNA of Penicillium samsonianum, 360 nucleotides long. RefSeq lists its product as uncharacterized. The transcript has a single exon. The record is from RefSeq and is a predicted model, not a curated record. The coding region runs from base 1 to 360 and encodes 119 amino acids. Lineage: Eukaryota; Fungi; Ascomycota; Eurotiomycetes; Eurotiales; Aspergillaceae.